UGGCUAAAGGCUAAAGGCUAUCGUCCACUGGCUGUCGGCAUGGCGGCGCUCAUCAGAGGCCUGCGGGCCGACAGGCUUGUGCGGGCUCUCGGCAGCGCAGUAGCGAUUCAAAUGGGCCGCGUUCCUCGUGGUAACGGCUCGAGCCGCGGUCUCCAUCGCGCGCUCGUGCUGCGUCUCGCGGACGACUCCCACAGAGACCAGACUGUCCCGCCUCCGCCCCACCACACGCACUUCGCAGAGCAAAGCUGUGCUUCUGACGCAAGCAGCCAGCAGGAGCAUGGCCACUGUCACGCCAGCCACCAGGACCAGAGUGGCGAGCAAGAGGAGGGCUACGAGACGGAGGAGCAGCUCGAGGCGCGAAUCCUAACCGCUGCGCUGGAGUUUGUCCCCCAGCACGGCUGGACUGUGGAGGCCAUUGCAGCCGGAGCAGAGACACUGGGCCUCUCGGCUGCCUCGGCGGAGAUGUUCAAUAACGGUGCGGGAGAGUUGGUGCUGCAUUUCGUCGAGGAAUGCAACGCUCAGCUGGCAAAGAUUCUGGCAGAGCAGCAUAAUCGGGUGCAGCUUGGCCAGACAGAAAAGAAAGAGACGGCUGAGUUCCUGAGAGAUGCCAUCGAAACCCGACUGAGGAUGUUAAUUCCGUAUAUUGACACAUGGCCUCAGGCGAUGAGUCUGCUGCUGCUUCCUCACAACAUCCCAGAGAGCCUGAAGCAUCUGUCCACGCUGGUAGACGACAUCUGGUACUAUGCAGGGGAUCGCUCCACAGAUAUGAACUGGUACACCAGGAGGGCGGCCCUAACAGGAAUCUACAACACCACAGAGCUGGUGAUGCUCCAAGACUCCUCCCCUGACUUUAAGGACACUUGGACCUUCCUUGACAACCGUAUCCAGGAUAUAGUUAACAUGGCCAACACUGCUAAACAGAUGAAGUCGACCGGAGAGGCUGUAGUCCAAGGACUGAUGGGAGUUGCAGUUACGAUGAAGAACCUCACAGGCCUGAACCAGAGGAGAUGAAGGAGCCUCCUGUCCACUUCACCAUCCUCCAUGCCUUUCCUCCGUGAUUUGUAGCCAAAUGUUUUUGUUUAGUCUGGUCUGGGAGUUAUCACACCACUCUGGAUCUUCAUGGCAGUGGUGUUCAGUCCUGCUCCUGGAAAUUUGUUGCCCUGCUAAUCUGAUAUCCUGAGCUUUAAUAUUGGGAUGUUCAUAUUUUGAUUUGAUUUGACUUUGACUAGGUGUGUUGUGUUAGGGGCAGUAUAUUUCCAUGAGCAUAAAUAGGCACCCUUAUUUACAAAAAUGGUAAACCCACACUACCAUCAGUUUGGCUCUCUGUAUAAACACAAAAGCAGAAUAAAUAUGCAAUGUAUGUAAAAAUGUUAAA
Molecule: messenger RNA, 1375 nt
Organism: Electrophorus electricus (electric eel)
Lineage: Eukaryota; Metazoa; Chordata; Actinopteri; Gymnotiformes; Gymnotidae
Gene: coq9
Product: coenzyme Q9 homolog (S. cerevisiae)
Biological process (GO): ubiquinone biosynthetic process
Cellular component (GO): mitochondrial inner membrane
Molecular function (GO): lipid binding
Source: RefSeq, a predicted model, not a curated record